AUGGCCACCGAUCCUUGCUCAAGUAUAAGUGGAUGUCGGGUGGCGUUGCUCUCAUGCGGACAAUUUGAUCCACCUUCAUAUGCUCACCUCCGAAUGUUUGAACGCGCAAGAGAUUUUCUCAUGCGAACAAUGGGCUGCAAAGUGGUCGAGGGAAUCAUGAGUGUGGCUGGAGAUACAGCUUCGACUCGAACACCUGCAAAACAUCGUUUGCGAAUGGUCGAGACGGCUAACGCGCAAGAGAUUUUCUCAUGCGAACAAUGGGCUGCAAAGUGGUCGAGGUUAGCAGAUUUCUCAUUAUCACAAAGUCCAUUGACAAUCACAUUCAUCAUGGGAAUCAUGAGUGUGGCUGGAGAUACACCUUCCACUCGAACACCUGCAAAACAUCGUUUGCGAAUGGUCGAGACGGCUGUAAGAAAGAAUUUUUGGAUACGGGCAGGCAAUUAUGAAUGUAAUCAGCAAACACCUGUAAGACAAUUAGCCGUUUUAAAGCAUUAUCAGAAGAAAAUUUCUCAAAAACACGAUGAGCCAAUCCGGAUGAUAUACAUUUGUGGAAGCGAAGUUCUCGAUGAACUACUUGCGGUCCAAGCGGAUGGCUGCUGUCUUUGGACUCAUGCCGAGAUCAAGGAAUUACUGCAGAAAAACGGGUUAAUAGUAUUGAAGCGAGGACGGACUCAUCCCUCACAAACCAUCUACCUCACAGAUGUGCUUAGGCAAUAUCAGAAAAAUAUCUAUGUGAUAGAAGAUGAAACAUUCCCCAAUGAUCUCAGAUGUUCAAGAAUCAGAACUGCCAUACGCCGUGGCGAAUCUGUAAAGUACUGCUUAGAUGAUGAUGUUAUCGAAUAUAUACACGAUCACAAUCUCUAUCAAACAAGCACGAGGAGUCAAGAUGACGAUAAAACAGUGCCACCUGAACCGCCGCAAAGAAGCAGUUCUGAAGGACUUAGCGACAAAUACAAACACGUUGUAAGUAGUGAAGAAGUGAUUUAUUUGUGA
This is a messenger RNA of Strongylus vulgaris, 993 nucleotides long. The record is from the annotation of a GenBank genome assembly. Lineage: Eukaryota; Metazoa; Nematoda; Chromadorea; Rhabditida; Strongylidae.